AGAAGCAGGGAUUUAUGAUGAAAUUGUACCGAUGUCGUAAAUUAUACAAUUAAAUUCCUUUUUACAAUAAAUUAAUUAAUUUUUUUUUCGAAUACACUGUUCUUAUUAUAUAUAAUAAUUAUAUUAUAAUAGUGUAUCCCGUGUGACCUGUUCCUGUUAUCGAAUAUGCAUGCAUAUAGACAGUUAUUAUAUAGUCCCGCUCGUUGGAAAUGUGUUCUACCUUCGAGUUUGAAGACAACAUCACUCUCGGCAAAAUCAGACCAGUACACCAUACAAGAAUGUCGGCAGUAUUCUGCAAGGAAAGGAUUCUUCUCAUCAAUAAUAGAGAACAUCAAAGAGGAUAUUGCAAAGAACAAGGAAAUGAAAGAGAAUAUAAAAAAGUUCAGAGAGGAGGCACAGAAACUUGAGAACUCGGAAGCUUUGCAAGCAGCUAGGAAAAAGUUUCACGCCGUUGAAUCAGAAGCGUCGAAGAGUUCAGAAGUAUUGAAAGAAACCAUUGAGGGUAUCAAAGGAAAAAUGGAGCAUGUACUAGAGGAGGCGAGUAAAAGUGAUAUAGCCAAAAAAGCAGGGAAAAUUACGGAGGACAUCUCGAAGACGGCUCGCAGUGCUGCGGAGGGUAUAGCGGAUAAAGGACAGAGAAUUGGACAAACUUCUGCUUUCAGAACUAUAUCGCAGGCAACAGAAGUAGUGAAAAACGAAAUGUCACCCCGAGGACUCGAGGGUCGUGUCUACAUCGCUCCUGUCGCCUUAAGGAAACGUAUUGAGGUCGCAGAAGACGAAAGAACGUUUUCUCCGGACACCGAGACGACUGGAGUGGAAUUGCACAAGGACUCAAAGUUUUAUCAGCAGUGGGAGAACUUCAAGAACAACAAUCAGUAUGUUAAUAAGGUUUUAGAUUGGAAAAUCAAAUACGAAGAAUCGGACAAUCCAGUGGUGAGGGCGUCGCGGCUGCUCACAGAAAAGAUGGGAAGUCUGUUCGGGAACAUGUUUGAAAAGACUGAACUAUCGAAAACCUUGACGGAAAUCUGUAAAAUCGACCCGAACUUCACCGCACAGAAAUUUCUCGAAGACUGCGCCAACGACAUCAUACCGAACAUUCUAGAGGCUAUGGUCAGAGGAGACUUGGAAAUACUGAAGGACUGGUGUUACGAGGGCGUGUUCAACAUUCUCGCAACCCCGAUCAAGCAGUGCAAGCAGCUGGGCUACCGCCUCGACUCCAAGAUCCUCGACAUCGAACAGAUCGAGCUGGUGAUGGGCAAGAUGAUGGACCAGGGGCCGGUCCUGGUCAUCACGUUCCAGUCGCAGCAGAUAAUGUGCGUCAGGGACGGCAAAGGGAAUGUUAUCGAAGGUUCUCCGGAUAAAGUUAUGAGGGUUAACUACGUGUGGGUGCUGUGCAGGGACCCCCAGGAGCUCAACCCCAAGUCGGCGUGGCGGCUGCUCGAGCUGUCAGCCAACAGUGUAGAACAACUGAUAUAGGACAUUAAAUAGUUGAGUCAUACAU
Bombyx mandarina (wild silkworm) is the source of this 1501-nucleotide messenger RNA. Its product is annotated as mitochondrial import inner membrane translocase subunit TIM44. The record is from RefSeq and is a predicted model, not a curated record. Lineage: Eukaryota; Metazoa; Arthropoda; Insecta; Lepidoptera; Bombycidae.